Molecule: messenger RNA, 1098 nt
Organism: Drepanopeziza brunnea f. sp. 'multigermtubi' MB_m1
Lineage: Eukaryota; Fungi; Ascomycota; Leotiomycetes; Helotiales; Drepanopezizaceae
Molecular function (GO): 4-hydroxy-tetrahydrodipicolinate synthase activity
Source: RefSeq, a predicted model, not a curated record
AUGUCUUUCCGCCCUGUUGCACCGGGCUCUGGCCUUCAGAGCUCGAGUAGCAACAACAAUAGCGUCUACUCCGAGGCUCCAACAAAUGAGAAAGGCUCCUCUUACAACAGCAGUACCUCUCUUGACACCGACGACCGUGGAGUAUCCCGGCCGUUGGUCCCUGGCAUCUACGUCCCGACAGUCUGCUUCUUCGAUCCCGUCACCGAAGACCUCGAUACCGCUACCAUAGGCACGCAUGCCGUGCGUCUGGCCAAAGCGGGUGUCACCGGCCUCGCAACCCAGGGCUCCAAUGGUGAAGCCGUCCACCUCACCCACUCCGAACGCCAGACCGUCACACAAACCACGCGCUCUGCCCUGAAUGCAGCAGGCUUCGCCCAUCUCCCCAUCCUUGUAGGCUGCGGUACUCAAUCGGUUCGCGAAACGAUCCAGUACUGCCAGGAAGCAUAUGCCACUGGCGGCGAUUAUGCUUUGAUCCUUCCCCCUUCUUACUACGCCCCGCUCUUCUCCCCCUCUUCGGCCAGCGUCAUCGAAUUCUUCCACGCCGUCGCAGAUCAGUCGCCCAUCCCGCUCCUGAUCUACAACUACCCCGGCGCUGUAUCCGGAAUGGACCUCUCCUCGGAUCUCAUCAUUCGGCUCUCGGCCCACCCGAACAUUGUCGGUGUCAAGCUGACCUGCGGUAACACGGGAAAGCUGAACCGAAUUGUAGCAGCAACCAAGUCCGCCAAGCCCCACUCGCUCAGUGCUGCUCCGUCGUUCCUGGUACUGGGAGGAAGUGCAGACUUUACCCUGCAGAGCCUGAUUGGCGGCGGUCACGGUAUCCUUGCCGGUCUCGCGAAUAUCGCGCCCAAGGCCUGUAUUGAGAUCCUGCGCUUGUAUCGGGAGGGGAAGCUGGCCGAAGCGCAGAAGUUGCAGGAGGUUGUUGCGCGUGGUGACUGGGCGGCGAUCCAGGGUGGCAUUGUGUCUACCAAGUCUGGCAUGGAGAGCUGGCUGGGCUACGGCGGAUAUGCACGGAGUCCCCUACCGCGCCCGACCAGCGACGAGAGCGCCAAGUGGAAGGAAAGUUUCAGCGAGCUCGUCGCAUUAGAGAAGAGCCUUUAG